UUGUGUAGAUAGAAAUGUAAAAUUGUAUCGUUUUUUAAAAACAAUGUAAACUAAUGUAAAAAUGCUUGUAAUGAAUAAUAAUCUUAAACAAUUUAAAAAUAUAUAUUUUCUUUCUUUUUUAAUUUUUUAAAAGACUCCCUUCUUAAAGCUUCGGCUCGGCCCACAGGCGGUGACGUAACGUGCAAAGCAACAAACAUGGCUGCGCUCUUAAGCAGCGUGAGUCUGGAGAUAACACUGUUUAUGGGCCGAAGUUCGUAUUUAACGGGGUCUAACAGCGUCGUGGUAAACUCCAAACGGUUCAUCCGAGGUUUGAGGCGGAGACCAGUGGCUGUGCUGCAUCCAGGCGGCGAACGUGAGACUCGAAUAAAGUCAAACCAGACAGCUGACAAAAGCAGACAGACUCAGAGGGACUCGGUGAGGACAGACUCGGAGAGAAGCAGCAGACGACAAGCUGAAGAAACGACUUUCCACACAGGAGCAGCCGCGAGGAACCCGGGCCAUGGCUCCAAAUCCACAGCGGAGACUUUCUACUCCAGUGUGAGAGAGCAGCUGGGUGGGCUGCGAUUCGAAAAAGCUCAACCUGGAGACAAGAGACUGGCGAAGGUGGUGAGUAUCGCCCGGUCCAGAGCGUUUCGUGAGCAGCAGGGUAAAGUUCUGCUGGAGGGAAGGCGUCUGAUCUGCGAUGCUCUGGCUGCUGGAGCUGCUCCUCAGACACUGUUCUUCAGCCGAGUGGAGCGGCUCUGUGAGCUUCCCCUGGACAAGCUGCGCCAGGCCUCGCUGGUCAAGGUCAAGUUUGAAGACAUAAAGAUCUGGUCUGAUCUAGUCACUCCACAGGGUGUUAUAGCCAUUUUCUCAAAACCAGAUACAUCCCGCCUUUCAUUUCCUAAAGACCUGCGACUUCAGACUGUCCCUUUGUUCCUGAUCUGUGAUAAUGUACGGGACCCUGGCAAUCUGGGGACCAUCCUCCGCUGCGCUGCUGCAGCUGGCUGUGAUCGCGUUCUCCUCAAUAAAGGCUGUGUGGACGCCUGGGAGCCGAAGGUGCUCCGUGCUGCAAUGGGGGCUCAUUUCCGGCUCCCUAUAUUCCCAGGUUUGGACUGGAAUGAUAUUUCAGAGCACUUGCCGAAGCCAGUGACCGUACAUGUGGCAGAUAACACCAACAAGCUUAUGGUAAGGCAAGAUGCUGAGGCAGUACCUCAGGAUGUUGAAAAGCCAGGAGAUGUGGGCUGGGUUUGCAACAGGGGCAACAGCAGUGAUAAACACUUGGAGGAAUAUGUUGAAUCAGACUCUGAUGCCGAUUCCAACUCUGAUGAUGACUCAGACUCUGAUGAUGAACAGUCUCUACCAUAUUUGGAGCCAAAGGCGUACCAUGAGAACUGGGCCCAGAGAAGCACAGCUCUGGUCAUUAGUGGAGAAACGUACGGACUGAGCUCAGAGGCUCUACAGCUGGCUGAGGAGACUGGUGGUCAUAGACUGUCUAUACCAAUGGCUCCAAGAGUGGAGAGUCUGAAUUCAGCAAUGACUGCUAGCAUUCUCCUGUUUGAAGGCAGGAGACAGCUGAUGAAUUUGACACAGAAAGCCAGCAGAAGAGCAAGAUCUGUGAUCCUCCGGUAGCUUUAUUAUUUCAGUGUGAAAAUACUGUUUAGGGGUGCACAGUGAUACCAAAAUCAUAUCAGUAUUAGCAGAUAUUUGCUUUACAAAAAAAUACUGGCACCAGAGAGAUGUUUAGAUUUGACCAAUAUUACAAACUGAUAUUUGAUGACGUAUUUAUUGUACCCCAGAAGAGUAGAGUGUUUAUAAAUGAAAAAAUAUCUGCGUUUUAUUUAUGUUACUGCAUUUCUAACCCUACAGAGAAACAUGUUCAUUUUCUCUAAAUACUAAUCCAGGUAGAUGGAGUCCCGAAUUCCACAUUUUAGAAUGUUUAUGUAUCAGCAUUGGCUUUAGAGGUGAGCAAUAUGACGAUAUUUACUUUUGUAAUUAUAAAUUACGUCACAUGCUUUUCUGAGAUAUUGCAGAAAAUUGCAGUACUUGAACACUGAUCAGCUGCGUGUUUCAUUACAACAAGAGCAUAAUUAGUCCUGUUUAAUUAGAUUUAAAGAGGCCAGGUAAUGUUCAGAAACAGGGCCAGGGUCCAGCGGCAUCGUUCCCAUUAGAGCGCUUUUUACAUUUUAGCAUGAAAUUCUGAGACUAAAACACAGGGGUAAUUGCUGAGUUCAACAUCUAUGCAAAUACAAUAUAUGUCCAAAUACUAGACUGUUUUCUAGGUAUUUUGAUGUAGUUGUUGUUUACCAUACCAAGGUCAAAGGGUCAGUGUGUAUGAAAUGUCAGAAAUGUUCUGUGUGUUUGGUCCUUGAUAAUCGUCUCUUGUGAUGUAAUUUGUAGGUCAUUUAGCUCUCACAGCGGUUAGAGUUCCCAGAAAUCAAUGUGUUCUGCAUCAAUUUCAGACACAAACUAAAUGAAAGCUGAUUGUCCUGGUUGCUAACAAUACUUUACAUCUUUUUUCACCCACCAUUCGAAAGCUAUUGAAGAAGGAAUCUGAGUAUGCGGACAUGAAACCCAACUUCAGUGCUCACAAAUCGUGGCUCUCUUGUCACGUUUCGGUGGUGUUAUCUUAGUUCUGAUUAUCCAAUAAAAAUGAAGUAUAUCUGUCGGUUGGUCGAAUGAUGACUUAACUGCUGCUAUGCUGUGUUUGGUAAGAGGAGGGAUUCUCUCAGAAUUGUGUACUGCAGGAGACCCCCCCCCCUUCCCCUAAAUUAAAAACUCAACAUAUAUAUGAUUCACAUCAAAAGCAUAUUGAGCAUUCAAAGUGGCAAAUUCUGCUGAAAGGCAAGAAAAUUGCAUGCAUGAGUAAAGUGCAUUGUGUUAAAUGUUGAAUAAAAAACACUGUCUUCCUGG
Colossoma macropomum (tambaqui) is the source of this 2892-nucleotide messenger RNA. It is a transcript of the gene mrm3a, whose product is annotated as mitochondrial rRNA methyltransferase 3a. Gene Ontology annotation, molecular function: RNA binding; RNA methyltransferase activity. The record is from RefSeq and is a predicted model, not a curated record. Bases 196 to 1611 code for a protein of 471 amino acids. The transcript is spliced from 4 exons. Gene Ontology annotation, biological process: RNA processing. NCBI's taxonomy places the organism in Eukaryota, Metazoa, Chordata, Actinopteri, Characiformes, Serrasalmidae.